UGUUUGAAGAUCAUUUAUGGUCUUUUAUGAAGAAUUCUCCUGAUGGAUGACAUUAUGACCGGUUUCCUCUUGCUAGUGCCUGUCCUCCUGGGUUCUGGCUCAGCCUUCACCCUGCUGCUGUCCAUGCCCAACACCUCCACUGUCUUCAGUGUGGGCCGCAUCGCAGCAGGAGCCCUCAUCGCCAUCGAAAACAUCAACAGCAGGCCCGAUCUGCUGCCAGGUCAUCAGCUGGAUUACCACUAUGUGGAUGACGAAUGUGAUGAUUUGAAAGGCCCAGGCAAAAUAGUGGAACUUCAACAGAGAAACAAGUACAGUGCCCUCAUUGGCCCCGUCUGUUCACAGGUCUGUGAUGUAACCUCCAAACUAGCUGCCUUCUGGAACAUUCCUGUGGUGAGCCCUGUAUGUGCAGACCAGCAGUUUCUGGACAAAGAGGCUUACCCUACUCUCACCCGGGUGUUCGGCCCCUUCACAAAGAUGGGCUCCUUCUUUGUUGAGAUCUGCAAGGAAUUUGGCUGGAAGCAAAUUGGGAUCAUCCAUGGCAAUGGAACCGUGUGGACCAUCCCAGCAGAGGGGAUCAGGUAUCAGGCAGAAGUCAGUAACAUCACCAUCGCCAAAACCAUGGAGCUGAGAGGAAACUCCUCCAUCACUCCCGCUCAAGCUCUUGCAGAGAUGGCUGAAGUAACACGAAUCAUUGUCAUCUCAGCUCGAGGAGAUGAAGUGCGGAGGUUUCUCAUAGAGGCUCAUAAACAAGGCCUCACUAAUGGAGACUUUGUCUUCUUCACUUUUGAACCAUACAAACAUGUGGAGGUGUUUGGCAACUUUAACUGGGAGCAAGGGGAUGAACACGACUCUGUGGCCAAACAAGCAUACCAAGCGCUUUUUCUUCUUUCGCUGUACAAACCAAGCGAUGAGGAAUACACAAACUUCAGCAUAAUGGUCAAACAAAGGGCCAAACAGGAUUUUGACUAUGAAUAUGGGGAUACAGAAGAGGUGUCUGUUUUUGCUGCAAUAGCACAUGAUGCGGUGUGGCUGUAUGCCCACGCCCUAAAUGAAAGCUUGGCAGAAAAUGGAGACCAAUUUAAUGGAUUAUACAUCACCCGCAAAAUGUGGAACAGAACCAUAACAGGGGUCCAAGGAGAUGUGACAAUGGAUUCAAAUGGUGACCGCGAAUCUGCCUACAUGAUGAAGCACAUGGGCAAUGAUGGAAUUUUCAAAGUGGUUGCAAACUAUGGGACGAACAAAGUGUAUGAAGCUGUAAGAGGGGCCUCCAUCCUGUGGCCAGGGGGGAACUCCAACCCCCCUAAAGACACGCCACAGUGUGGAUUCAAAGGGGAGCACUGCAACAAUAUUGACAGAAAACUUGCCAUUGCUGUAGGCCUAAUAUCUGGCUUACUGACGGCAGGGACUCUGGCUGUCUGCAUCCUGUACCGGAAGUACAGGUUGCAGGAGGAGGCCUCCAUGCUGCUGUGGAGGAUCAGCCCCAGUGAUAUGGGCCUCAUGGAGCUACACCCAUCUAGAGUACCUAAGGUUUCACACAUGAGGACCAGAGCCAUGCAGGCAUCUGUAGAGUCGAUAAUUGGUGGCAUGGACGGCCAGUGUUCUUCUUACCAGCCUGUUGUAUACAAAGAGACUGUGUGUGCCAUGCGCCUGCUGCACGUGCGGAGUGUGAGCCUGAGCGGUGAGCUGCAGACAGAACUCAGACAGUGCAGGGAUUUAACACACCGAAACGUCUGCAGCUUCAUUGGGGCUUGUUUGGAUCCUCCCCAGCCCUUUCUCCUCACUGAGUACUGUCCCAAAGGCAGCCUGCAGGACAUUUUAAAGACGGAGUCAAUCAAGCUGGACUGGAGUUUUAAGUGUUCCCUUCUGCUGGAUAUUGUGAAGGGAAUGAACUACCUGCACUGCAGCCCACUGCAUUCCCAUGGUCACCUGACUUCCAGGAACUGCGUGGUGGACAGCCGAUUUGUGCUAAAAGUCACUGACUUUGGACUCGCCACACUGAGGAGAGCAGACUCUGCGGAGUCCCCUGACUGUGCACGAUACCAUCAGUCCUUGCUGUACAGGGCUCCAGAGCUGCUGAGGCAGAAUAGCAUGUCUCCUAAUGGCAGCCAGAGAGGGGACGUGUACAGCUUCAGCAUCAUUGUCCAGGAGGUGGUGUACCGCCGUGGCCCCUUCUACAUACCAAGUACCAACCUCAAGCCCAUAGACAUAGUCGAGAGGGUGAAGUCGGGAGGUAUUGACCCACUAAGGCCUCACACUGAUGGUGUCGAGUGCCCUGAGGAGAUGGAGGCUCUGAUCAAGAGUUGCUGGAGCGAGAGACCUGCGGACCGACCCGACUUCUCCUCCCUCAGAGGGGCCGUCAAGAAGCUCAGCCCAACUGGGGGCAGUGAACACUUCAUGGAUGACUUGCUGUCCCGUCUCGAGCAGUACGCAUGCAACUUGGAGGAAGUGGUGAGUGAGCGCACUGCUCAGCUCCUGGAGGAGAAGAGGCGGGCCGAGGGCCUCCUCACGCAGAUGUUGCCACGGUCUGUUGCCGCACAACUGAUCAAAGGAAACGCAGUGCAGGCGGAGACAUAUGACUGUGUCACCAUAUAUUUCAGUGACAUUGAGGGUUUCACCGCCAUGUCUGCCACUCUCACGCCAAUGCAGGUGGUUAAUGUACUGAAUGAUUUGUAUACAUAUUUUGACACCAUAAUUGACAACCAUGAUGUUUACAAGGUUGAGACUAUUGGUGAUGCCUACAUGGUAGUUUCUGGUCUUCCUAUUAGGAAUGGAGAUGGCCAUGCUAAAGAAAUAGCCAGAAUGUCAUUAGCCAUUGUGAAAGGCAUGACUCAGUACCAUAGCACUCACGUGCCUGGUCAGCAGCUGAGGGUUCGCAUUGGACUCCAUUCAGGUCCAUGUGUAGCAGGGGUAGUAGGUCAGAAGAUGCCACGCUAUUGCUUAUUUGGAGACACAGUUAACACUGCUUCAAGGAUGGAGUCCCAUGGUCUCCCUUUGAGGAUCCACAUCAGCACUUCAACUAAAGCUCUCCUGGACACAUUUGGGACUUUCCGCUAUGAGUUGAGAGGAGACAUACCUAUGAAGGGAAAGGGGCUCGUGAGGACAUUCUGGCUUUUGGGAGAGGACCAGUAAAAAUGUUUUCCCAGUGUAAUUUCACUUCCUAUUAAGCAAAUGCUCGUUUUCCCUCGAUGGCGUCUAAUAUCUUACAACGCAACUUUAUUAGUUAUCUCUCCAUUACAUUUAGUGCACUGUGACCCCGGUGACCUUGUGGUAGUCUGCAGUAAUUUGAACCUGUUCUGAAACUUAGACCAUUCCUGCCUCUCUUUCAAUUUAAGAUUUCGUUGUCAGAUUGUCAGUAGUGUAAGUAAUGAACACAAUAGUAACUACCCUUCUGUAAACCAAAUGUACAUUAUAAAUCUAUAAUGAUGUUAAACCUCUAGCUGGUAUUCAUAUAUUCUUCCUGUUCCAUCAUCAGAAGCCACUCGUUCAUCAAAGACCAAUGUCCUCUGAUUGUUUAUAUGAUUGUCCCUUGAACAAAAAAAAGUAAUUUUGCAAGGCUAUAGUUGCAUGCCUGACUUCCUUCUUAAAAGCUACUACUCAUUUGUUUUUGUGCUGGAGUGAGGGGAAUUCCUAAAGCCUUUGAUGGCUGCAUCCUCUUAAUUAAUUAACCACUUAGAGAGGCCAGAUAAGCUUUUCAGAUUACUAUUGUUGUUUAGUGUACUCAAGUUUUCAUGUGUUCACUUAGCCUACUCCAAU
Molecule: messenger RNA, 3753 nt
Organism: Engraulis encrasicolus (European anchovy)
Lineage: Eukaryota; Metazoa; Chordata; Actinopteri; Clupeiformes; Engraulidae
Product: atrial natriuretic peptide receptor 1
Exons: 27
Coding region: 43-3129 (1028 amino acids)
Biological process (GO): protein phosphorylation; cGMP biosynthetic process; receptor guanylyl cyclase signaling pathway
Cellular component (GO): plasma membrane
Molecular function (GO): adenylate cyclase activity; ATP binding; peptide hormone binding
Source: RefSeq, a predicted model, not a curated record